GCAACAGCAACCUAUCCACAGGGCCCAUCCUAACAGCUGGUGAGUAUCAGGGACUUCUGUUCAGGGACUUUCCUCUAUCCCUGAGCUACCUGAAGACUCUCAUCCCAUCUAAGGCCUGCUUCCUGUGUCAGCUCAUCUUGUGUCCAGAAGCCCAGAGAUCAGACAGAGCUGCCAACAGAGACCCCAGAAUUCCAGUCUUUGAGGCUGAGCUGCAGGAGGGCUCAUACAAGAAAACAAAGGUGUUUGGUCACAAGUUCUGGAACAGGGUUUCCCACCCCUGGCUGAGACUCCUCUCUCUUUCAGUCCAGAGUAAAAUCACUGACAUACAACUUCCUGAAGACUCUGAGGAGCCAGUGCCCAGGGAGAGAGGUCCUCAGAAGAGAUCCUGCCCAGCUACUGCCAUCAAGAAAGAAAUCAAGUAUGCUUCUCUGAAGAUCCCACAGCCAAAGUCCAGCAUGGAGCUGUACAGUCUGAACCCACCUAAUGAAGACCCCCUGAAAGAGAUGUACACCCAGGGCAAACCCUCCAGGCUCGGGAGGGCAGGGGCCACCUCUCCUCCUUCUACCUUGUCAAGGGAAUUACUGAGCUCAAAGAAUAGGGACCUCCCCAAGCCCACACUCAGAGCUGAGCCAGGCUCUAUGGUUGCCAAAGGGAUGGAGGUGAUCAUGUUAUGUGAGGGAAAACAAGAUGCCAUGGAAUAUUAUCUCCAUAUAGAGGUAGCUUCAGAUCCCUGGUGCAGACAGAUCCCAUGGAAGCCUGGAAACAGGGCUGAGUUCCCCAUCCCAUAUACUACACAGUAUUAUGCAAGGCGAUAUCACUGUUCCUAUAAGACUCCUGAUGGCUGGUCAGAGUACAAUGAUCCUCUGGUUCUGGUUAUGACAGAUAAAUAUAACAAAACCAGCCUCUCAGCCAAGCACAGCCCUACAGCAACCCCAGGAGGGUAUAUCGUCCUCCAGUACAGAGGUGGUGGCUCAGAUGCUAUUGCUAUGACCUGUGUGUGGAACCUACAGAUGUGGUCAGAACCCAGUGACCCCCUGAAGCUGGUCAUCUCAGACUCACCUGCUUCCUUACAAGGAACACCCCCCCAAAAAAACCCCAACAUCUGGGCUGAGCCAGGUUCUGUGGUCACCUCAGGGAGUCCUGUGACCAUCUGAUGUCAGGGGACCCUGAAUGGCCUAAAAUAUAUUCUGCCUAAAGAGGGAGGCCCAGUAUCCUGGGAAACACCGACUGCAGUGGAGCUGAGGAACAAGGCUGAGUUCUUCUUCUGAUCCAUGACAGAGCAACAUGCAGGGCGAUAUUGUUGUUACUAUUACAGCCCUGCUGGCUGGACUCAGUGCAUUGAUGUCCUGGAGCUCGUGGUGACAGGGGAGGGGACACUUAGGGCCAUCUACAACAGUAAACCCAACCUGUCAGCCCUACCCAGCCCUGUGGUGACCUCAGGAAUGAAUGCCACCCUCCAUUGUGUCUCAGAACAUGGAUUCGACAGGUUCAUUCUGACCAGUGAAGAACUGAAGCUCUUCAGGACUAUGGCCUCACAACACUUAUCGAUGGAUCGGUUCCAGGCUCCGUUCACUGUGGGCUCUGUGAACCCCAGCAGCAGGAGAACCUUCAGAUGUUAUGGCUGUUACAAGAGAAAGCCACAGGUGUGGUCAGAACCCAGCAACCCCCGGAAAUACACAUCUCAGGUGUGUGUGAGGGGCAAGAUCCUGAUCCAUGAGUCCAUCUUCCAUCCAGGGCUGUCCAAGGAGCCCUUGCUACUGACCCAACCAGGACCUCUCCUGGACCCUGGAGAGAUUCUGAUUCUCAAAUGUUGCUCGGACAUCAGCUACGACAGAUUUUCCCUGUACAUAGAGGAGGAAACUGGCCUCCCCCAGAGUCUUGUAACUCGUCUCUUUUAUGAAAGAUUUCCACUGGGUCCAUGA
Messenger RNA from Nannospalax galili (Upper Galilee mountains blind mole rat), 1922 nucleotides. Its product is annotated as leukocyte immunoglobulin-like receptor subfamily B member 3-like. NCBI's taxonomy places the organism in Eukaryota, Metazoa, Chordata, Mammalia, Rodentia, Spalacidae. The annotation marks the transcript as partial. The record is from RefSeq and is a predicted model, not a curated record. Gene Ontology annotation, biological process: cytokine-mediated signaling pathway. Gene Ontology annotation, molecular function: inhibitory MHC class I receptor activity. The transcript has 11 exons.